Messenger RNA from Fomitopsis serialis, 180 nucleotides. Its product is annotated as kinase-like domain-containing protein. Gene Ontology annotation, molecular function: protein serine/threonine kinase activity; ATP binding. Gene Ontology annotation, cellular component: cytoplasm; nucleus. The record is from RefSeq and is a predicted model, not a curated record. Gene Ontology annotation, biological process: intracellular signal transduction; protein phosphorylation. The transcript has a single exon. The annotation marks the transcript as partial. NCBI's taxonomy places the organism in Eukaryota, Fungi, Basidiomycota, Agaricomycetes, Polyporales, Fomitopsidaceae.
GAUCUGCAUCAUAUCAUCGAAUCUGGACAGAUGCUCAGCAAUGAGUACGUCCAGUACUUCCUCAGCCAGGUUCUCCAGGCCAUGAAAUAUAUUCACUCUGCGUCCGUCGUACAUAGAGACCUGAAGCCCGGCAACCCGCUGGCGAAAGCUGAUCGUGGGCUGAAGAUCUGCGACUUCGGU